This is a messenger RNA of Caenorhabditis sp. 36 PRJEB53466, 4676 nucleotides long. The record is from the annotation of a GenBank genome assembly. Lineage: Eukaryota; Metazoa; Nematoda; Chromadorea; Rhabditida; Rhabditidae.
AUGCCUGCAAAGGAAGACACGAGCGAUGAAUACCUCAGUGACAACAGCGACGAUACGCAUGAGAAGCACAACCGCUUGGCACCACCGCAUGCACCAAAACAGGUACCACCACCACCAUCUAGCAUGACAACUAACUCACUCGCAUGCGUGUCUCUAAAUGGGCCCUUUUUCGUGGCGUGUCGUGGUAUUCACUUCGGAAAAAUGAUUGCCUAGAUUAAACAGCCCUAUGUUAGUGCUUUCGGCGCCCGAAAUGUUGCCAUUUCGCUCGGGGCAAUCAACUUUUUCUGCUCAGAUUAAACGUGCCCCUAACUUGCUCCAGAACUUUUUGUUUGUUUGGCUUCAAUCCAAGAUUUGGCGUUUGUGCACAAAAAAGACGUGUCCCUACUACGUCCCCUUAAUCGCUAAUCUCCCAAUUUGCUUGCUUCCUAUCCCUCCCAGAAAGGGAAAGUUCCGAAUAGUGACCACUACGGACGUUUGUCUCUCAAAAAGGAUUAGUGGUCCUUUCUUUCCUCCACUUGCUUUUUUCUUCCGUCAGCCAUUUUUAAACCCCCUGCAUAGUACAGUAGGCUUUCCCCUUCAGUCAUCUUCUGCCCUUUCCGGAUAUAACAAAGCCAGAGAAAGAAAAUUAGAGAUUCAUCAGCGAACUAGAAAGACACAAACGCCCCAAAAAAAGUCUACAGAAUGGAUAAACGGAAGGUCCAUCCGUCCGUCCAUCCGUCCGUUUCUCUUCUUUUUCUCUCUUCUGGUCCUGCUCGUGCUGAUGCUGCUGCUUCUUCUUCUUCUUUCUCCAAACCCUUAAAGUUCAUACAUCGUGUUGUUUUCGAGUUCUGGACAGGGACGGCGAGUGAGAAGAAGGGAAGGAGAGACUCAUUGAGGAGAAGCUGUUUUUCGAAAAAAAAAUGUUGUUUUUUGCCCUUCUUGGCUUUUAUUUUUGGCAGAGUACAACAUGUGAAUUGCGAAAUGCAGACACACUUUUCGUGCAGAACUCUGCGUAUUUUUCUGGAAAAAACACGAGGCGACGGACCACUGCACACCGCGCUUUCCUAAGGAAAAAUAGAAAGUUCGUGUCUUCGUGUCUGGAAAUGGAAGGGAGGGACGGAACAAAGAAAAAGUGAAAGAGUUUCAGGUAGAUAGAAAAGCCCGCGGAGCACGAGUUAUCUAAUCAUUGGGUGUCCUUGCCAUAACCUUUUGCUUCUGGUUAUUCGUGCCAUUCUCUCCAACCUUGUUAUUUGCAUGCACUUUUUUCCGCCUUCAAACGUCCCAUGACAUGAUAAGAAUUUUUUUAAUGCCUUAAACAUGGAAUACAUGUUUUCUCCUUAAACACAACAGCCAUUUUUGUCGUCUCCCUCUUCCACACUCUUUUAAUUGAAUUUUGUUUCAACCGCCAUGCCGAUUCCUGAUUAAUUCUCUUUUUUUGCAGGUGAAAUCUGAUUGUUCGCAAGGAGCAUUUCACGCAAUAGCUACGGGAGAUUGGAGGUUUCAGAUGCCAGUUCAAUUCAGUAAUUUUGUUGCGAAACCGCCACUGUUAGCGUAAUUUGCAGUUUACUCGAAGAAAUAUACUGAACGCUCGUUUUUUGCAGAUCAGAAUGGCCACCUUCGGACUGGCGUGCGAACAACAAUAGCUUGGGAAGCUGGGAUAAAUACAUUGGUCAACCACCAUCGGAAAUUCCGCAACAUUUGGCAGCAACGACAUACGAUAAUUCAUCACUGACCAUGCUGACAGCUCAACAACCCGGAAUUGAGGACAAAAUCCAUCCGAAUGGAUUCUCGAGUCCGAAGGAGGUUCGUGAAACGACUAAUGCAUUCAUUAUAAUUAGUUAUUUAUGGUUUGCAGGACGGAAGAAAAUCUAGCGAGCACACCAAUUCAUACGAUGUUUCUGCGUCGCAGUCACCAAGCAACGAUGCUCAGUCGGAGGGGACUGUUGAUGAGCAAAUUGACGUGGAAUGCAUGACGCAGACAGAGGAAAUGGAAACUGAUGACAAGGAUGUUACCAUCAAGGAUGAGCCGGCAGAGACGAUUGAAGUUAAAAGUAACACUUAUUACGACUGUCAAAUAAAACAUUACGAAAAAACUUUUAGCACCCGUUCCUAUGCUUCCCGCUCCAAUUGCUAUCAUCCCAGUACAAAACGGCGGGACACCGAAAAUGCCUACUAUGGAAGAGACCCAAAGGCUACUGGCUCUUUCACAGUCGCAGUUCCAAGAAGUUAUAGCAGAAGCAGCGAAGAUCAAAAAGGCCUCCGCAGAAUCUAGCUUUGGGUUCAUGAGGAGCGGCUCAUCGGCCUUUUCCAACAUUGAACCCAAGGCUGAGGUGCGCUCGCCAUCUGUCAUCUCCGACUCGCAUGCUUCCACCAUCAUCACGAGUCCGACACUGUCCACUCCACCAGCAUCUGCUUCCUUCUGUAGGCCGCCCGGACUCGGCCCAGUUGCAGUUUCGGCAGCACAACAGAAUGGAUCUAUGUUCGUGUGUCCAGUUUGUGGAUUUACGUGCCCAUCAAAGUUCCACUUCAACAGUCACAUGAACACCCAUGGAGAUCAUCAGUGCAGCAUGUGCGACUACACGAGCAGAACCGAAGGAAGGCUGAAGAAACACAUGAGGGACUCGCACACCGUGGAAGAACAACUCAGGGUUGGGCUGGAAUUGGAACCAGCAAAGGAAGCCGCGGGAAGUUCGCCAAAGACGGACGUGUUCUCCUCUCCUACCAAGGAAAACAGUGCCAGCAGCCCGAUCUUAGAAACUUUCAACCUCUCCACCACUAUGGCCUCUCUUCUCGACUCCACAAACAGUGCGAUCGCUGCCAUUUCUUCUACGGACCAGCCGUCGUCUCUGCCGAGUUCGAUCAAUUUGGAUGUGUCUUCAACCCCAACGCUGCUCUCUACUCUUGCUCAGGGAACAAUCAGCUCCUCGGCUUUGGAUCAGAUCAAGGCAUUCGCAGAGAACACCAACUUGUUGCCAGAGAACGGAAUCAGUCUGGUCUCGGCAUUGAGGGAUGUUUCACAAGCCAUCAAAGGCGAGCCAGCUUCAUCUCCCGAGAAGCAGUCAAACAGCGAGACUCGGAAGACGAGCAGUGGAAAGACGAAAAUACUCAAGUGCAAGCAGUGCGGACAUCACAGUAUGUCGAAGGACGAGCAGUGGGCUCACGCGAGGACUCACAUUCCAGCCGAAAAGCAAUUGAACUGCCAACACUGCAACUUUGUAACCGAGUACAAACAUCACUUGGUAAGCAUCGGAAACUGUGAAACUAUUGAUUACCUUAUAAGUUUUCAGGAAUACCACUAUCGCAAUCACAUUGGAAGCAAACCGUUCCAAUGCAAGAAGUGCACUUACACCUGCGUUAACAAAUCGAUGCUCAACUCGCAUAUGAAGAGUCACACAAACCACUAUCAGUUCAAAUGUAUGGAUUGCAGCUAUGCCACCAAAUACUGUCAUAGUCUAAAGGUAGCGUCAUCUAGAACCAUAAGCACAAUAUAACGUUGAAAUUUUCAGUUGCACUUGAAGAAGUAUGGUCACAGACGUGUUCCGGAAGGACUCGAAGUAAACGGAGAGAUUUCGCCGAGCCAGGCGUGCACCGAACGUUCCCUGAACUUCAGCCCGACAAUCAUCAAACAGGAAAUCAAAACAGAAGGAGCGGAUCCAGUCACUCCAAUCGCUCAGCCAUUCGCCUUCAACCCGUUGGUUGCUAGCCAGAGCCUGAAUUUUGCCAAUCAGAUGCUGUUGAACAAGAACUUUGACGUCGGACUCAUGGCUGCUAACCUCAGAAAUGCGACGAUGCAGUCGUUCAAGUGUCCAGUCUGUGAUGUUGUGUGCUCGUCCCAUGAAGAACAGAUGAGGCACAGCAUGUCCCACAUUCUCUCGUCCACCAGCGUUCCAACCACCAUUGCAAAUCUCUACAGCAGUCUAAAUCUUCCAACUCUUGGCCAUCUAAAACCGAAAGCUGAAGUGGUUCAAGAAGACAUGGAGGUUGAGGUCAAGAUUGAAGAUGAUAUCGAAGAUAGUCAGUGUGGUGAAGAAGAAAUGGAUCAGAGCAGCGACUUGGCCGUUUCUCCGACCGGAAGCGCGCAGAGUGAGCAAAACAAAACAUGUGCAGCGUAAACAAUUUUUUAAUUUGCAGCAAUCUCUUCGACAGAGGAAGAGACAAAGAAGUGCAAGCCGCUCACGUUGGAGCAGCUCACCCAGCAUCUGAGGGGAAACAGCCCUAUGAGCAACGACAGCGCUGUCGUGAAAGAUGAAGAAGUAAGAAAAACAGGAGAAGUAGGGCACAGUUUCUAAUCCAAUGAUUUCAGAGCCUGUCCGAAGACACUCCGCAUUCUCCAUGCGACACCACCUCGGUGUCUUCUCCUCCACACACUCAAGUUCCCAUUGCUGCCCCAAUUCCACUCCUUCCACCUCAGGAUGCUUCGGUUCUCCAGGCUCUUCUCCAGCAUGCGACGAUGGCUUACAACAUGGCCAACAGAGGUGCUCAGUUUCCGUGCAAUCAGUGCACCGCCUCUUUCCCGGUCAGUCAACCCCUCAAUAACUUCCAAUCUUAUUUUGACUCUUUUUUAGACGCAAGCUGCGCUGACUGCUCACAUUCACACCCACAGCUAUGAGAAUCCGUUCCGAUGUGGAAAGUGCCAGUUCCAGGCUCCAGAUUCGCUGACCUUUGCCAUCCAUCUGUUCCAGUCUCGACAUGGAUAA